Podarcis raffonei (Aeolian wall lizard) is the source of this 1334-nucleotide messenger RNA. RefSeq names its product tropomodulin 1 (gene TMOD1). Gene Ontology annotation, cellular component: striated muscle thin filament; myofibril. The transcript is spliced from 11 exons. Bases 183 to 1256 code for a protein of 357 amino acids. The record is from RefSeq and is a predicted model, not a curated record. Lineage: Eukaryota; Metazoa; Chordata; Lepidosauria; Squamata; Lacertidae. Gene Ontology annotation, biological process: myofibril assembly; pointed-end actin filament capping; muscle contraction. Gene Ontology annotation, molecular function: tropomyosin binding.
CCCCCCGGCUCUCCUUUCCUGCGCAACUUUAAGAGCGCGCCUGUCCCCGGCGCGCGUCUCGGCGGCAGUCGGCGCGCGUCUUCCUGGCGCACCGCUCGGCAGGGCCACGGCCUGGGAGGCGGCAGCAGAAACAUACAGCUUGUAUAUUAGAGAGAAGCUCUUGAGAGCAAGAAUUCUCCAGGAUGUCGUACCGAAAAGAACUAGAGAAAUACCGAGAUCUGGAUGAAGAUCAGAUCCUUGGAGCACUGACAGAAGAAGAGAUCAAGAUGUUAGAGGAUGAACUGGUGGACCUAGACCCUGAUAAUGCAUUAUUGCCUGCAGGAAUGAGACAGAGAGAUCAAACGAAGAAAACACCCACUGGCCCCUUUAAAAGAGAUGACCUACUCGCCCAUCUGGAGAAGCAGGCAAAUGAGAUUAAAGACCGAGAAGAUCUGGUUCCUUUUACAGGGGAGAAAAGAGGAAAAAUUUGGGUCCCCAAGCAGAAAGCUAUAGAUCCUGUUUUGGAAAGCGUAACUCUGGAGCCAGAACUGGAGGAAGCACUAGCAAACGCCUCAGAUGCUGAGCUCUGUGAUAUCGCUGCUAUUCUUGGCAUGCAUACCCUGAUGAGUAACCAACAAUAUUACGAAGCACUUGGAAGCUCGACUAUAGUCAACAAGGAAGGUUUGGAUAGCAUAAUCAAGCCCACACAAUAUAAACCAGUUCCUGAUGAGCCCAAUGCAACCGACGUAGAAGAAACCUUGCAAAGAGUGAAAAACAACGACCCGGACCUUGAAGAAGUUAAUCUCAAUAAUAUAAAGGACAUUCCCAUACCAACUUUAAAAGCCUAUGCUGACGCUCUGAAGAACAACUCGUACGUGAAAAAGUUCAGCAUAGUAGGAACAAGGAGCAAUGACCCUGUCGCUUAUGCAUUGGCAGAAAUGCUAAAAGUCAACGGUGUAUUGAAGAGCUUAAAUGUGGAAUCAAAUUUCAUUUCUGGAUCAGGGAUUUUGGCGCUCGCAGAAGCACUGCAGGAAAACACGACGCUAAUUGAGCUGAAAAUUGACAACCAGAGCCAGCCCCUGGGCAACAAGGUAGAAAUGGAGAUUGCGAGUAUGUUAGAAAAGAACGAGUCUCUCUUGAAGUUUGGGUAUCAUUUCACUCAGCAAGGCCCCAGGCUUCGCGCAUCCAAUGCCAUGAUGAACAACAAUGACCUUGCUCGUAUACAUCGAUGUGAUGGCCUCUGGCAUAACACCUCAGCCUCGGAACUGGAAGAUUGAGGAAGAGGCGGCUUGAGGACCUGAACGGGCCCAUUUUCCCCAAAUGCCGGACUGGAGUGUAGCUCUUGGCUGUGCCAA